UAAAAGUUCUAAACGUCAAAGCUCACGCGAAGGAAAACAUUGACGAAAUUUUGCUCCAACAUGAAGUUAAUUGCAUUUUCGUGAGAUAAUUCUCAAUCUUGUGGCUGAAAUAGGUUCUUAUUUGGUGAAAAUUACGCUCCUCGACCGGAAGAAAGUGGUGUGGGACAAUAACAACCCGUAGCCAUGUCGAAUCACUACGAAAUACCAUCCUGGGCCGGUAAACCUGCGGCAGGUCUUCAUCUGGAUGUCUUGAAGGAUGAUAAGCUGGUCCAGAAACUGAUGAUUGACGAGAAGAAGUGCUAUCUCUUUGGCCGGAAUCCGCAGAUGAAUGAUUUCUGCAUUGACCACGCCAGCUGCUCCCGGGUGCAUGCCGCCUUUGUCUACCACAAGCACCUGAACAUCGCCUAUCUGGUGGAUCUGGGCUCGACUCACGGAACGUUCAUCGGAUCGAUCCGGCUUGAGCCGAACAAGCCAACGCAGCUGCAAAUCAAUUCCUCGUUUCAUUUUGGGGCUUCCACGAGGUAUUACACGCUGAGGGAGCGACCUUCCGUUGGGUCGCGCACCAACAUUAUGGAGGACAUCCCGAUGAUGGACACGAGUGACGGAACGUACCUGGGACUGCCCGAGAGUCAAACGGAUCUCGAUAAUUUGACGGAAUACAACACUGCUCAUAACCGACGGAUUUCGAUGUUGGGAAUCGCCGACGAGUCCAGCACGUUCAAAAAGAACAUGAAAAACAAGCGCAAGCGAAAGGGCGUCCAGUUCAACGAGGACGAAAUCGUCAUCAACCCCGAGGACAUCGAUCCCAGCAUAGGCCGCUUCCGCAACCUGAUCCAAUCCACGGUCGUCCCGGUCGCAGCCAAGCGCUCGCGACUUUCGGACAACGUCAACUCGAUGGGUCUUUCGACGUCGCCUUCCUCGAGCAAAACGCUCCAGCACUCGCACAGUCUGGUCCCGAGUCUGUAUCACGGAAUCGACGACCACCAGAUGGACGGCCGUGGUGGCGUCGCCGGCGGCGGCUUCAUGGACAUGGACACCACCCCGAGCGGGCUGACCACCAAGCUGGGCAUCAUUCUGCCCAACCCGGCCCCGGAUGUGAACCCCGUGAGCAGCGCGCCCGCCGCCCUGAUGCCACCGCCGAUGUACAGCAGCGUAGCGCCGAAGAGUGUCAAAAUUCGCGAACCCGAGCAGCCGGACGAGCCGAAGAAGAAAAAGUACGCCAAGGAGCAGUGGCCCGGCAGGAAGCCGCUCGGGUUGGGAGGUUUUUAAGAUGGAAAUUAACCGUUUGUGUCAGUUAGGACUAAGAUUAUUGCAAAACAAUUAUACGACGCGAGCAGCACGAUGACAAACGUGUUCGAUUAUAUUGUGUAACAUAUACCUAUACAAUUGUUGUAUGUGGCUAAAAAUUUGAAUUGUAUUUGAUUGAAUAAAAUACAUUAUUCGAAAGUAAAAAGAUUUAAA
This is a messenger RNA of Culex quinquefasciatus (southern house mosquito), 1461 nucleotides long. RefSeq names its product nuclear inhibitor of protein phosphatase 1 (gene NiPp1). Gene Ontology annotation, molecular function: protein binding; protein serine/threonine phosphatase inhibitor activity; mRNA binding. The coding region runs from base 184 to 1269 and encodes 361 amino acids. The record is from RefSeq and is a predicted model, not a curated record. Lineage: Eukaryota; Metazoa; Arthropoda; Insecta; Diptera; Culicidae. Gene Ontology annotation, cellular component: nuclear speck. The transcript has 6 exons.